Heteronotia binoei (common prickly gecko) is the source of this 1134-nucleotide messenger RNA. RefSeq names its product 2-oxoglutarate and iron dependent oxygenase domain containing 2 (gene OGFOD2). The transcript is spliced from 7 exons. The record is from RefSeq and is a predicted model, not a curated record. Gene Ontology annotation, molecular function: iron ion binding; oxidoreductase activity, acting on paired donors, with incorporation or reduction of molecular oxygen; L-ascorbic acid binding. Lineage: Eukaryota; Metazoa; Chordata; Lepidosauria; Squamata; Gekkonidae. Bases 52 to 1122 code for a protein of 356 amino acids.
CCCGCUGUCUCCGGCGCUCGGUCCAGCCCCUUUUGGGCCCCGGGUGGAAUCAUGGAGCCCGGCGGAAUGGAGCCGGGCAGGGGUGGCUUCCUGGCUUGCGCCUGUUUCCUCACCGACAACCUUUUUGUGCCUCGCUACGGCCUCCACCUGCGCUACUGGGGGGAUCCCGAGCAGCUGCGGAGGGACUACGGGCCGGCCUUACGGGAGCGCGGCUGCAAAACUGAGGAAGAGAUCGAAGCUGUGAUACAAGAGGUUGAAAAAGAAGUGCAGAGGAGGAAGGACUUGGAUCAUCACUCUAGAGAAAGAAAAGCAAUCAUUUCCCAGAGCUACACGCCAAAACAUCCAGAAUUGUAUACUUUACAGGAUUCAUUUCUGGCCCCAGAAUUUGUCGAAACUGUUAAGUACUGCACAUCCAAAGGUGCGGACCUCCAAGGGCUCCUGAGUCGUGUGGAAUUGAUCUCUGAUAAGAGAAUCUUCCGACUCCCUGUAUUCACUGAGGAAUUCUGCCGGGCGUUCAUCGAGGAGCUGGAGAACUUUGAACGGUCCGAGAUGCCCAAGGGGAGGCCUAACAGCAUGAAUAACUAUGGGGUCCUCUUAAACGAGCUGGGGAUGGACGAGGCCUUCAUUACGCCGCUCCGGGAAAAGUACCUGGGCCCCAUCUCGGCGCUGCUGUACCCGGACUGCGGAGGAGGCUACUUGGACAGCCACAAAGCCUUUGUGGUGAAGUACGCUUUGCACGAAGACCUGGAUCUCAGCUCCCACUACGACAACGCAGAAGUGACCCUGAAUGUCUCGCUGGGGAAAGAAUUCACCGAGGGCAACCUCUAUUUUGCUGAAUUCAGACAGGUGCCAAGCCCGUUGCCCCGCUACGUGGACGUCGAGCACGUGCCGCGCCACGGAUUGUUCCACCGCGGAGGACAGAUGCACGGGGCGCUCCCCAUUGCCUCCGGGGAGCGCUGGAACCUGAUUGUCUGGAUGCGGUCGUCCCCCCUCCGAAACCAGCUCUGUCCCAUGUGCAACAGGCCGCCCGAGCUGGUGCCGGCAGAUGGCUUUGGAGAUGGGUUCACUGGGAACCCCGGAGGCCGCCAGCCUGAAACCGUGGACCUGUGCUCCUUAACUUAGGGGUGGGUGACG